AUGACCACCUCAGCCACCCAUCACCACCUCACCGUGCCUCCUCACCUUGCAAAGAAAAUCACCUCUGACAGCAAAGAGGACGAGCUACGUGCGCUUCAAUCAAACCCUCAUUGUCGGCUCAAUGUGAACAACAGUAACAACAGUGAGGAUAAGAAGGAUAAUGAGGAAAAGGAAAAAGAAGAAGAGCAGGGGGAAGACAAAGAGGAGGAAAAGGAAAAAGAAGAAGAAAAGGGGGAAGACAACAAGGAGGAAAAUGAAAAAGAAGAAGAGCAGGGGGAAAAGAAAGAGGAGGAAAAGGAAAAAGAAACGGACAAGGACAAAGAAAAAGAAAAAGAAAAGGAAAAGGAAAAGGAAAAGGAAAAGGACAAAGACAAAGACAAGGACAAAGAUAAACCCAAAGAAUUGUUUGUCAUUAAUCCUGCUGGGAAUCUAUAUUACAACUGGCUGUUCAUCAUCACACUACCAGUCAUGUACAACUGGACCACGAUCAUAGCCAGGGCUAGCUUUGAGGAGCUGCAGGACAACUUCAUCCUUUACUGGAUUGUUUUGGAUUACGCCUCCGACGUGGUCUACCUGGCUGAUAUGCUUGUCAGGACCAGAACAGGUUACCUGGAACAAGGUCUGCUGGUGAAAGAUGAGAAGCUGCUGCGGGAUCGCUACAUCAGCAGCUUCCAGUUUCGCCUUGAUGUUGUCUCCAUGCUGCCCACCGACAUCUUCUAUUUCAUCCUGGGCCUCAACUACCCAGAGAUCCGCAUCAACAAGCUGCUGAGAAUCGGACGCUUGAUGGAGUUCUUCGCGAGGACAGAGACCAAAACCAAUUACCCCAACAUCUUCCGCAUCGGAAACUUGAUCAUGUACAUCCUCAUUAUUAUCCACUGGAAUGCCUGUUUCUACUUCUCCUUCUCCAAGUCUAUUGGUUUUGGGGCCGACGACUGGGUAUACCCAGCUCUGGAUGAUCCAGAGGAGCCUGCAUUUGGACUGCCCAUGAGGAAGUAUUCGUUCAGCCUCUACUGGUCCACACUGACCCUGACCACCAUCGGAGAAACACCACCACCAGCUCUGGACUCAGAGUUUUUCUUCCAUGUGGCUGACUUUUUAGUUGGAGUCUUGAUUUUCGCCACAAUUGUAGGAAACAUCGCCACCAUGAUCUCCAACAUGAAUGCUGCCCAAGCCCAGUUUCAGGCCCGAAUCGACAACAUCAAGCAAUAUAUGCAGGUUCGAAAAGUCAGCAAGGAGCUUGAGUUGCGAGUCAUCAAGUGGUUUGACUAUCUGUGGAACAACGGUAAGGCACAGGAUGAAAGAGAGGUGCUGCGGUACCUUCCAGACAAACUCAAGGCUGAAAUUGCCAUCCAGGUCCACAUGGAGACGCUCAAAAAAGUUCGGAUUUUUGCGGACUGCGAGGCUGGCCUGUUGAUCGAGCUGGUGCUCAAGCUACGGCCUCAAGUCUUCAGCCCUGGAGACUAUAUCUGCAAGAAAGGCGACAUCGGGCGCGAGAUGUAUAUCAUCAAAGAUGGGAAACUGGCAGUCGUUGCAGACGAUGGUGUCACACAGUUUGUUGUCUUGGGAAGUGGCAGCUAUUUCGGUGAGAUCAGCAUUCUCAAUAUCAAAGGCAGCAAAGCAGGGAACAGGCGGACAGCCAACAUUCGCAGCAUCGGAUACUCAGACCUCUUCUGCUUGUCCAAGGACGACUUGAUGGAGUCUCUGACCGAGUAUCCAGACGCUAAAGGCAUGCUGGAAGAGAAAGGCCGGCAGAUCCUGAUGAAAGACGGUCUGAUCGAGCUGGACCCCGCUAACAUUUUGCCUGAGGUGCAAGAGCUGGAGGAGAAGGUCAACAGAUUGUAUAACACUAUGGAUUUGAUGCAGAGCAAGCUAAAGAAGAUUCUGGGAAAUUACAAAAGCGCCGACAAAGCCCUGAGAUACCGCAUCACAGACCUGGAGCGCCUGACAGGAGAGGAGGUAGAGGAUGAGGAUGACGAGGAAGAGGAGACCGGGCACAAGGGAGUGAUGGAGCACACGUUGCUUAUCCCAGGGAAACGCUGCCUAUAA
Molecule: messenger RNA, 2046 nt
Organism: Paralichthys olivaceus (Japanese flounder)
Lineage: Eukaryota; Metazoa; Chordata; Actinopteri; Pleuronectiformes; Paralichthyidae
Gene: cnga1a
Product: cyclic nucleotide gated channel subunit alpha 1a
Biological process (GO): potassium ion transport; monoatomic cation transmembrane transport
Cellular component (GO): plasma membrane; intracellular cyclic nucleotide activated cation channel complex
Molecular function (GO): protein-containing complex binding; voltage-gated potassium channel activity; intracellularly cAMP-activated cation channel activity
Source: RefSeq, a predicted model, not a curated record